Molecule: messenger RNA, 993 nt
Organism: Arctia plantaginis
Lineage: Eukaryota; Metazoa; Arthropoda; Insecta; Lepidoptera; Erebidae
Source: the annotation of a GenBank genome assembly
AUGAGCGCGGCGAUACUCACCCAGAACAGCGGCCUACUGCGGGAAAUCCCAGAGAAACAGAGGAGUGCCAGGGUGGUUCGCAGGGUGAAGGGUAGAACAGGAGAGAGGAGCACUGUCGUAAUGGAGUGCUACCGUUGCUUGGGUUUUGGUCACCGAGCCACUGAGUGCCAGGGGAGGUCUCCAACCUGCGGCUACUGCUCGACGACACCCGAACCUGUACCCGAAGCAACGCAACACCCAAGUGCGCAAACUGUGGGGAGGGGUCCAGCCACCCGGCAUACUCCAGUGAAUGCCCGAUCUGGAGGAAGUGGGACGGAGUGGCCCGCAACGCAGUCAGCUAUUGCUGAGGGCUCCCAGGGACACGAAGUGAGGGAACCCUAUGUGGGCGCUACAAGGAAGCUCGAGGUGCUGGAUGCCCGGGUGUUUCAGGGUGGCGCAGGGACCCAACCACCCAAAGCCGCGGUGGUGGUGCUGGAUGACCGACUCCGCGUAUCCCAGGAGCCAGACUGCGCGGCCUAUAACAUGGUGGGAGUCAGGAUCUCCAUGGGGGAACUAUGCGUGGGCGUUGUAAGUGUGUACCUGGAGGGGGACUCCGACCUAGACGAAGACCUGUCCAAAUUGAGGGCGAUCGGUGCCACGCUGCACACCGACCACUGCCUAAUCGCCGGCGACGUGAAUGCCAGGAGUCCCUGGUGGGGCUGCAAGGAUGAGGACAGCAGAGGAGCGUCGCUGGCGGAGUUUGCAGCGCAAGAGUCACUCCAGGUGAUCAACGAAGGGACCACGCCAACGUUCUCGGCGUUCCGACAGGGUCGCGAGCACAUAAGCAUCAUUGACGUCACCAUGGCGUCGGUUCGGCUUGCGCCAAGGAUCACUGGCUGGAGGGUGGACUCGAAUCUGUCGGAUCUAUCGGACCACCGCCCAAUCUCCUUUGGUGUAUCGACCGACGGUGAGCCCACUGCACUGAAAUUCCGCAUUGCGCGUGUCACUGAGUAG